Messenger RNA from Triticum turgidum subsp. durum (durum wheat), 807 nucleotides. The record is from the annotation of a GenBank genome assembly. Lineage: Eukaryota; Viridiplantae; Streptophyta; Magnoliopsida; Poales; Poaceae.
AUGGCGCACCAGAGGAGGAUAUCACAGUUUGGCAGCGUUAUAACAAAUUACUGUUGGAUGCUGUUGGCAUCUUCGGGUUUCUUCUUAGGCGUAUUCGCAGUGACUACUAUUGCCCCUGUACAUCCUAGAUUGAUGAUCCCUGUUCCUGGCACAGCUGAUUGUUCCACUGCUUGUCCCAUUGAUUGUGUUUGCUCACCAUCCACAUCAACAACGGUUGCGGAUAUGCUGAAAUAUGAUAUUGCUAUCUGGAAUAGGUUUCUUAUUGCGUUCUGUCUAUCAGCAGUGUACCUUGCGUUUUUGGCAAAGCAACGUGUGGAUGCUGCUGCCAAAGCUGAGGACAGGGCAGCCAGCGACGAGGACAAAGCCUACAAGUCCGCUCUUGAGGAUCUGAGUGCGCCGCGUACUGCCGUCAAAGAAGCCGCAGAAGCCCACGCACUGGCUCUUGAGAUGUUCCCCCCUCCUGCAGAAGGUGCUUUGGAUCCCCAUGUCAUUGCUGCCGAGAAGACCCAUUGUGAUGCUGUUCGAGCGUUUAUGAGCGCCACGGAGGAGGCUGAGAAGAAAAGACCCAUAGUUGGUAUUGCUCGAAUGGGUGAUGUGGAAAGGAGGAUUGUGCGUGGACUCUUUUUCCUAUCUGUUCUUGUCAAUAUGGGCGCCGGAAUAUGCGCAGCCGGUGCAUUCUUCCGUUCUGUUGAGCUGCAGAUGGGAAACCCCGCAGAGUUUGGUACACUUGUAGUGUUUGCAGUACCGGGAGUCCCAAUGAUCGUGUCACAUCUCUUUUGCCUCUUCGUGGCUGUGAAGGAGGACUAG